AUGUUUACGACUGUUGGAAUCGCUGCUGUAUUGGCUGUUCUUACGUUCGCCCGUUUUGGCAGAGCCGAAGCUCUCCGCACCAGUCUUUAUAACGCUGCCACGAUCGGCAGAUGGGGGUAUAUCAACUUUCCAGACUUCGACUUCGAGCAGUUUUAUACGGUUGACCGCUUGACGGCGGCUUUUGGUAUUCUUCUCUGGGUGACUUCCGUCGCUGUUCUGGCAUUUUCUAUCUUUGUGAUGGUUAAGUGCAGUGCGAAUAUCAUCCUGCGCAAUUCCGCCGUUCUCUUCCUGGUCACUGGUAUUCUCUUCCUCCUCCGCAACACCUGGGACCUCGCGUAUGAUGCUACAUGGCUCCUUCCCAAACGGAUCACCCCUGAGUACACCAUUGUUGUCGACGGCGUCUUGGAUGCUUGGGUCACGUUUGUCCUUCUUGUCCUCGUCUUCGUUAUUGGUUGCAGGAAGCAGAGAGGACUGUGGUCAACCCAGCAGCCAUGGAUGACCUACGAUGUCAAUGCACCCGUCGUUCGGCAGCAGACGGCACAGACGUACAUGCCACCACCACCGGUUCAGCAAGGAUACGGCCCGGGGUAUCAGUAA
Molecule: messenger RNA, 597 nt
Organism: Rasamsonia emersonii CBS 393.64
Lineage: Eukaryota; Fungi; Ascomycota; Eurotiomycetes; Eurotiales; Trichocomaceae
Exons: 2
Coding region: 1-597 (198 amino acids)
Source: RefSeq, a predicted model, not a curated record